Molecule: messenger RNA, 3011 nt
Organism: Bolinopsis microptera
Lineage: Eukaryota; Metazoa; Ctenophora; Tentaculata; Lobata; Bolinopsidae
Exons: 10
Coding region: 138-2453 (771 amino acids)
Source: RefSeq, a predicted model, not a curated record
UGAGGGCAAAUUUCAUUUCAAUUGUGCCACCAUCUCCUCAGUUUCUCUGUCAAAUUACGAUAUCCUGAAUUUACUAGGAAAUUUGGUCUGAAUUUUCUGGCAAUAAGCUCAUUUUUAUCACCGUUUAAACGUAAAAUAUGAGGAUCCUCUUCUUGUUGACCAUAGUAUUGACUGCCUUUCUGAUCGUUGGUGCGGGGCGCAGAGACAAAGGGAAAAAGGACAAGGCCGUAGGCUGCACAGCUAAGACACUGAAGAAAGCAAUAAAGAUGUACGACUCCUGUCUGCACAAAGGUUUUAAAUCAAGUCUGGGGUGCGAACAUGAAAUUUCUGUCAAAAAACCCCUCAGUAAAGGCAACGUAAAGAAGUGUGAGAAGAUAGAGCUUAAAGCUGACGCCUGUGGACAUUCCUGCCCGACUGAUGGAGGCUGGAGCCAAUUCUCAGAGUGGUCAGACUGCUCAGCAGAAUGUGCAGGAGGGGGCCAGUCUAGAACCAGGACUUGUACUGAUCCUGCUCCUGCAUUCGGUGGUGAACUGUGUCUCGGUGAAGAUAUUGAAACUCAGGGCUGCAACCUUGCUCCUUGUUCCGUGGACGGAGAGUGGAGCGAGUUUGGGAACUGGUCGGACUGUUCGGCAGUGUGUGGAGGAGGGAGCCAGUUCCGAUUGAGAGACUGUGACAACCCUGCCCCUGCUGAGGGAGGAGCAGAUUGUGAGGGAGGCGACACAGAGACCAAGGACUGUAACAUCCAACACUGCCCAGUUGAUGGGAACUGGAGCGAAUUCGGGGAUUGGUCGAGCUGCUCAGCCAACUGUGGCGGAGGAAAACAAUACCGACUAAGAAACUGUAACAAUCCUGCUCCAAAAUAUAGCGGGGUGGAAUGUGAGGGGGUAGAUUCAGAUACAGCGGACUGCAACAUAAACCCUUGUCCUGUGGACGGAGAUUGGAGUUCGUUCGGAUCCUGGUCAGAAUGUUCAGUGGAGUGUGGAGGUGGAUUCCAGUCUAGAGCUCGAUCAUGUGACAAACCUGCCCCAGCAUACGGUGGAGUAGACUGUGAAGGAUUUGAUGCAGAGGUACAAAACUGCAAUACCGACCCAUGCCCAGUGAACGGACACUGGAGUCCAUUUGGUGAGUGGUCAGGCUGCACGGCUGAAUGUGGUGGUGGAACUCGUAUCAGAAUCAGGGCCUGUGACAGACCAGCCCCGGCAUUCGGAGGGGCGGACUGUAAGGGGGAAAGCUCUCUAACAAAUGCUUGUAACACUCAACAGUGUCCUGUAACGUACGAGUUCCAGCACCGGACUAGCGCCAAAGGAAAGUGGGACGGAGGAGCUUUCUCCGGCUACUUCUACACUGUGAUCGGAACACUGGGUGAAACUGCAGAGCACGACUGUGAGGCUGACAGGGAGCUGGGAGGGACUGAAUCCUGUGUUAUCAAGGACUUCACUGAUAUUGGGAACAUCAAGGGGCUCAGGAUCAGGAAUAGUGGAGAUAACACGUGGAGGUUCGUGAAGAUUUCAGUGACGAUUGAUGGAGUCUACGGGGGGAUGUAUGAGGGGUAUACUUCGGUUGAUGAUUACGCUACUGUUACUAUUCACAUCAUGUCUGAUCCAGCAAAUCCAGAUUGUGGACGGAAAAGCUUGGGUUGCUGGGCCGAUAGCCCUGCCGGCCGCGCAAUUGAGGGCGGAAUACGCUUCCACUCUGAUAACCCGAUAGAUGACUGUGAGAGAUAUGCACAGGAGCGUGGGUUCUCUGUAUUCGCGGUGCAGUACGGACACGAGUGCUUCACUGCAGCUAAUGCUGAGGAGACUUUCGAGAAGUUUGGAGAUUCAAAGGAAUGUUCGGAUGGGACAGGUGGAUCGUGGUCAUCGAACGUCUACUUCGCAGACACUUGCAAACCAUCGUACGAAUGUGGACGACAGAGCUUGGGAUGCUGGAAAGAUACCCUUAACAGAGCAAUAAAAGGAGGGGUAAGGUUCAACUCCGAGAACCCAGUCAAGGACUGCGAACAGUUAGCAAACGAUGAGGGAUUCUCAGUCUUCGCAGUUCAGUUCGGCACAGAGUGUUUCACAGCCAGUAACGCCGAUCGAACCUACCAAAUGUACGGGCCUGCUGAGAACUGUAAGGAUGGAAGGGGUGGAUAUUUGUCCCAGAGCGUCUAUAAAACGGGCAGUUGUCCAGAAACACCAGAAUGUGGCAGGAAGAACCUGGGCUGCUGGAGGGAUGACCCGCUCAGAUCCAUACAAGGUGGAAUAAGGCUCACAUCCGAUAAUCCCGUAGAAGACUGUGAGAAGUAUGCAGUGGAGAACGGGUAUGCAGUGUUUGCAGUGCAGUCUGGUAGGGAUUGUUUCACAGCAGAUAAUGCAUCUAACAUGUACCAGAUGUAUGGACCUUCGGAGAAAUGUGUAGAUGGCAAGGGAGGAACUUGGGCUCAGAAUGUUUACAAAGCAGGCGAUUGCUAGACAACCAACCAGAAUCGGACUUCGAUGAUCAGAAAAUAAGAUUUUUACAGUAGACAGUGAUAUUUGGCAGAAAUUACAAAACAAUAUGUAAUAGCUAGGAAUUUAAUCGUCGAAAAGCAUGAUGAUUAACCUCUGAAAACGUCUCUUAAAUAUUUUUACUAGUAAACCUGUUGUUUUUAUGCCUGACACUGUGAUUGCGAUGAGAAUUCAUUCAAUAUCAACUAACACUGGUCAAUUACUGUAAGGUUAUAACCAGAUAAAUCUGUACCGUUGCUCUAGUAAUGCAUUAAAAAUGCAAACUACAACGAACACUGUUACCUAUAUAAAAUCUCUAUGCCAGUACUCAAUGGGGAUUUGUUGCACUUUGAUCUGGUAUGAUGUUACUUUGAUUUUUUCAACUCAAAUUAUUCAAGAUAUUUAACUGAACAUAAACUAAAACGGCCACUAAAGAGUAAAGACACAAGUAAAGCCUACCUUUUUAUCUGACAGAGCGGUGAUAAGGAAGGGUACAAGUUGAGGUAGGUGAGGAAUUAUACCGUUCAUACACCCUUCAGCCAC